CAUCUAUCGGGAGAAUUCUCCAACACAAGGCCCUCCUCCGUUUCUUCUUCCACCGCGCCGCGCGCUAUGAAGGACGCACUGCAGCGCCUCCUCGACGGCCUUUGCUCCCUGUCGCCCGGUCGCCGCUCGAGAGCCGCCAGCUCCAAGGGGCCCCGCGUCGUCAUCCGCCGGGCCGCGUCCGCCAACCACGCCACGGCGCCGCAAGAGACUUCCGCGCCGCCGGCGCCCGUCACCAUCCGCGUGGCCACCUUCAACGCAGCCAUGUUUUCCAUGGCGCCGGCCGUGCCGCCGGCAGAGAACGGCGACGACUACUACCCGCGACGAACGGCCACCGCCGGAGCAGGGUGGCGGCGGCAGCGGCAGCGGCAGCCGAAGAAGGGCAUCCUUAAGGCGCAGCGGCGCCCGGCGUCCCCGGUGAAGCAGCUGCGCGUGUCCAUCAACCUCGAGGACGACGAGAUCACGGCGGAGAGAAGCAAGGACCUCGCGGGAGCCAGCAACGGCGGUGGCACGUGGAAGGGGAAGGCCGUGGCCGUGGACGACGCGAGCUUCGCGGAGAUCAGCAGGAGGUCGUCGGCGAGGGCCAGGAGCGUGGCGGAGGUGCUGCGGGAGGUGGGCGCUGACAUCGUGGGGCUGCAGAACGUGCGUGCGGAGCAGGAGCGCGGGAUGCGGCCACUGUCGGAGCUCGCCGAAGUUCUGGGCAUGCGCUACGUGUUCGCGGAGAGCUGGGCGCCCGAGUACGGCAACGCCGUGCUCUCCCGUUGGCCCAUCAAGCGCUGGAAGGCGCAUCGCCUCGCCGACCAGUGCGACUUCCGGAACGUGCUAAGGGUCACUGUCGAUGUGCCGGGAGCAGGAGAGGUGAACUUCCACUGCACCCAUCUGGACCACCUGGACGAGAGCUUGAGGAUGAAGCAGGUCAACUCCAUACUGCGAUCGGCCGACGGCCACCUCAUCCUCGCCGGCGACCUGAACGCGCUGGACUCCACCGACUACUCUGUCGAUCGUUGGGCUGAUAUCAUCAAGUACUACACGGAGAUCGGCAAGCCAACUCCAAAGACGGAUGUGAUGAGGUACCUGAAGGUGAAGAAGUAUGUCGACGCCAAAGACUUCACCGGAGAGUGCGAAGCCGUGGUGUUGGUGGCCAAAGGCCAAGCUGUGCAAGGGACGUGUAAGUACGGCACAAGGGUGGAUUACAUCCUGGCGUCGCCAAACUCCCCCUACAAGCUCGUCCCCGGAUCAUACGCCGUCAUCUCCUCAAAAGGGACAUCUGAUCAUCACAUCGUCAAGGCGGAUGUACGCAUCGCCGACGGUGCCGGCGCGGCCCAACGGAAUCGGAGGCAGAAGGUGGUGAGGAUGAGCAAGGGCUCAACGAAAGGGAUAUGGGCAGCUACGUAGCUUUGAUUUCAUUGUCCUUGUCUGUUGAAUAUGUUUUCCUCUGUUAUGUUUGUAAGAGUGUUGUUGCCUAGGUUCCUUUAUGUUCUGUAUAGUGCAUACAGAUACCGCUGAGAAUGGUUGUAGCGAGGAGUCAGGUUGUGUGAAAUGAGAACCAUCUUGUUUGACGAAGGAAGCUUUACACCAUAAUAAAAUAAUAUUUUGGCAGCGUGGGAG
This is a messenger RNA of Phragmites australis (common reed), 1605 nucleotides long. RefSeq lists its product as uncharacterized. Gene Ontology annotation, cellular component: endoplasmic reticulum. The coding region runs from base 67 to 1392 and encodes 441 amino acids. Gene Ontology annotation, biological process: GPI anchor biosynthetic process. Gene Ontology annotation, molecular function: catalytic activity. The record is from RefSeq and is a predicted model, not a curated record. NCBI's taxonomy places the organism in Eukaryota, Viridiplantae, Streptophyta, Magnoliopsida, Poales, Poaceae. The transcript is spliced from 4 exons.